This is a messenger RNA of Heterobilharzia americana, 441 nucleotides long. NCBI's taxonomy places the organism in Eukaryota, Metazoa, Platyhelminthes, Trematoda, Strigeidida, Schistosomatidae. The record is from the annotation of a GenBank genome assembly.
AUGACUGGAAUCAAAGAUCUACCACGAGAUUUAUUCUACCAAAUUUGUUCUUACUUACGAAUUAAUGAUCUUGUUGCACUGUCUUCUGUGUGUGCACAGUUUAACCACUGGUUAGGCCGACAGUCGUAUUGGAAAUGGCGUUCACAUUAUCUUUGGAAUGGCACAUAUCCUUGUUUACCAGAGAAAGCUGUAGACUGGGUGUCGGUGAGUUUUGAAAGGGAAAAGUGUUUCAUGAACUUUGGUGACAAUUCAUCCACUUGUGUUCGUAUGUCCAAAAUUACCGUCAUCAGUCAUGGCAUCGAUGCACUGCACAUUCCUUUGAGACAUCCAGACUUACUUCUGACUGGUGACAGAGGUCGAGUGGUUUCUAUAUUUUCACUCAAGAGUGGACUGCUUUCCUCUGCAUGGCAUCCUGUAUUUAUUGAAUAUCAUAGUCAUUCG